AGGCAGAGGCAGAGGAGGAGGAAGAGGGCGAGGCGUAGGCGACGGAGACGGAGGCAUACGGUGCUUCGCUACAGGCAACCACGCACGCUCCCUCAGCUGCCCUACUGGGCAAAGGAGAUGUCCAUCCGUAGAUCCCAUUCGCUUCCAGACUAG
Messenger RNA from Gryllus bimaculatus (two-spotted cricket), 153 nucleotides. Lineage: Eukaryota; Metazoa; Arthropoda; Insecta; Orthoptera; Gryllidae. The record is from the annotation of a GenBank genome assembly.